This is a messenger RNA of Lasiodiplodia theobromae, 1800 nucleotides long. RefSeq lists its product as uncharacterized. The record is from RefSeq and is a predicted model, not a curated record. Lineage: Eukaryota; Fungi; Ascomycota; Dothideomycetes; Botryosphaeriales; Botryosphaeriaceae. The coding region runs from base 1 to 1800 and encodes 599 amino acids. The transcript has 3 exons.
AUGACGCUCACACGAGCCCAAACAGGCACGGCCUCGGCCGCCUUCUUCGACCACCACAACCACCACCAACCAAACCCCACCUCCGCAGCCUUCGUCCCCCCCGACCCCAGCAUCCCCGAAUCCACCACCCUCCGCGCCUCCUCCGUCGCGACCGCCUCCAAGAAGCUCCGUGAAACCGCCGUGCCCAACGGCGCCGUCCGCUCCGCCGCCGCCCUCGCUGCUGCCGCCGCCGCCACAAAGACUCCCCCGGGCUGCGCGCUGCCCACGUCCGCCCCUCCUCCUCUCCUGAACCUCAUUCCUCCACCGCUGCCGUUGCCGCUGUUCACUUCUUCGUCGUCGGGGUUAGUGGGACAGGGGGUGCAGGCGCAGCAGGCGCGUGCGCAGCAGCUGGCGCUGGAGCCGCCGUUCGAGUCGCCGGUGAAGGCGCGGCAUGAUGAUGAUGAUUUGGAGAAGCAGCUGGAGAGGGGGAGGAGGAGGGUCGAGGAUGAGGAGAGGGCGAGGGUGGCUGCCGCGGCGGCCAAGGCGAAGGCCACUGCGGAGGAGGGAGAGGAAGGAGGGGAGGAGGAGGAUGAUGCUGGGGGAGAGAUGCGGCUGAAGCACUUCAUGCAGAUGGAGCAUGAGGAUCUGGCGCGGUUUACGUAUCUGAUGUAUAAGGCGAUGGUGGUGGGGUUCGGGGACGGGAAGAGGGCAUUGCUGCAGGAGAGGAUGCAGAGGGUGCAGGAGAGGUUGAGGGCUGGGGAGAGGGCCGGGGGGAUAUUUGACGAGGUGAUUGCGAAGGGGGUUGAAGAGGAGGUGGAGGUUACAGAGGAGAGGGGGUAUGAGGAUGAGGGGUAUGAGGACGAUGAGGAUAAGGAUGGCGAGGUGGGUGAAGAAGAGGAGGAGGAGGAGGAGGAGGAUGAUGGGUACGAGGAUUAUGAUGAGGGGGAGGAGAUGGAUGCGCGUUGGACGAACAAGAAGAUUGAAGACUGGAUACGCACGACGCCCCCACCGCGACCUACUGCUACGGAGAAGGCGCGGAGACGCUCGCAGUCAUCGGACGCAAGCUACUCCACCUCUCCUCAGCCAGAGUAUUAUGACACAGGCCAAGGCAGCACAACCGUCGGCUACUACCCUUACCCCGCCUCGCAGCCUCCAGUCACAUCUUCGCUAUCGUGCCCGGAGCCAGAAGUCCGACCAAGCGCCACGGAGCCUAUGGCUGGACCAAUCUGCGGAGGUCUCAGAACAAUCUCACGCCGCAGCAGCAAAAGAUUUAAAACGUCUGGGCGCAAGCGUCAUUCUCAGGGUUCGCACAUGCCACCAGGCUGUCCGCCAGGCUCGCCGUCGGAUGGUCCUAGCGAUUCCAAGAGCAACGUUUUUGGUCACGGUAUGGGGUUCACGCCAAUCAAGACACCGCAAAUAAAAACGAUGCACUGCUCUUUGUCUUACACGCCGGGGGGAGAGUUCAACAUCAGCGGCAGCAACAGCGCCACCGCUACCGCUGGCACUGGCGGCCCCGUGCAGCUGCCUUCCCUCAGCGGCGGCCUCGAUCCCGGGAUAGAAAAUUGGAACAGCACAUAUAGGACGACGGAUACCUCAAAGUAUUCCUUGCUCGAGGGGUUGAAUGUGGGAUGCGAGGCAGUCGAACCCAUAGGUCAUUCGAAGGAGGAUCUCGAGAGGAUGGCCCACAGGGAAUUGGCGCAGUACACGUUGAAGUUGCAGGAUGAUAUUAAGGGCAUGCGGGAGGAUACCGCGAGUUUGCGCACAGAUCUCGACCGUAUGCGGGUGGAGAUUAUGGGUUUGCGUGGGAUGGUGUGGAACUAG